Quercus lobata is the source of this 917-nucleotide messenger RNA. Its product is annotated as LEAF RUST 10 DISEASE-RESISTANCE LOCUS RECEPTOR-LIKE PROTEIN KINASE-like 2.7. The record is from RefSeq and is a predicted model, not a curated record. The transcript has a single exon. Bases 18 to 872 code for a protein of 284 amino acids. NCBI's taxonomy places the organism in Eukaryota, Viridiplantae, Streptophyta, Magnoliopsida, Fagales, Fagaceae. Gene Ontology annotation, molecular function: polysaccharide binding.
CUUCUCCCCCACCAAAAAUGAAUUCUGGGUUUUUAUUUCGGUAUCCCCCUCUUGUUAUUUUCUUCAUAACAAUCUUGGUUUUCGUCCAAAUUCCUGUGUUCUUAUGCUAUGAUUUGUAUGCGAGUUGUAACAAUAAGUACCACUGCGGGGACAUCGCUAACGUUGAUUAUCCGUUCUGGGGAGCAGGCCGAGUGCGUGGUUGUGGCAAACCAGAUUUGUUUCUCAAUUGUACUCGUAACAUCACUUUGAUUGAAAUGAGGAACGUAACAUACCGCGUUUUGAGUGUCAACAUGACCACCAGAAGCCUCAAAAUUGCCAGAGAGGACUACUACUCGGGUGGAAUUUGUUCACCAAAGUUCGUGAAUACCACCCUUGAUUCCAAUUUUUUUGUUUACAGCUCUGGCUACGCAAAUAUUAUGCUCGUCUAUGGCUGUCUUCCUUCAACCACGCCCAAAUUGUUUAGUUGUCAAGGAAUUGGGAGUGUCUAUAUUGCAGCGGAAGUUAAUGAUCCUGGUAUAUGUAAGGGUCCAACUGUUUUCGUUCCAGUUCCUGGAACCCCUACAAUGAUUGGAGAUAUUUGGAAUGUGUCCAAAAUGGAAGAAGUGCUGAGAGAGGGAUUUGAGGUGAAUUGGGAAGAGGAUAAGUCUUGUAGUGACUGUAUUCAAUCCAAUGGAGUUUGUGGUAAUGACGAUACGAAUCAAACUACUUGCUUCUCCGCACCACCUACCGAAGCCCCCCAAAAGCCUCAAGGUACGUACAAAUUCCCUUGCCAGCAAAAAUUGGUUCUAAUUAAUGUUGUAUCUUCAGUCUUCACACAUUAUUUUCACAACCCAGACCACCAUCAUAUAAUUUUUAAACCAUUACCAGACUAGUAACAAGCCAAUGACCGAAAUCUUUCUACAUCUAGUCCACCAAAU